This is a messenger RNA of Phasianus colchicus (ring-necked pheasant), 5784 nucleotides long. NCBI's taxonomy places the organism in Eukaryota, Metazoa, Chordata, Aves, Galliformes, Phasianidae. The record is from RefSeq and is a predicted model, not a curated record.
AUGUCUCACUUCUUAGACAGCGUUUCCACCAUCAUUACUGUCUUUCACCAACAUGCAAAGGAAGAUGGAGACCAAUCCAAACUCAACCGAAGGAAGAUGAAGGAGUUCAUCCAGAAGGAAUUUGCAGAUGCCAUAGUGAACCCACACGACCCUCAGACAAUUGACAAGAUUCUGCAGUUUCUGGAGUGGGAUGGGGAUGGGGAAAUCGAUUUUAAUGAGUUCCUGCUUUUAGUAUUCAGAGUGGCUAAGGCCUGCUACUGGUACCUGCAGAGGGGACAAUGCCUUCUGCAAAGAACAAAGCUGAUAACCAGCAGCAAGACAGUCCAAGAGCCUGAAAUUAAGAACAGAGGGAGCCGUCAGCAGCUCCAGGAAGAGGAAUCACAAACACCUGAGCGCAAUCGCCAUCCCCCCUGCAUACCUGAGCCACAGCGAGACACCAGGGUCCAGGAUCUUGAGACACACGAGGAGACGGGAAGUCAUCGCCAGCAACGUAACACACAAAGUAGAGCUGAUGCAAGACAAAGCACCAGGCCGAGGGAAAUGAUCCCUCGGGAAUAUGAAGAACAAAGCCAAGAGCCAUGCGACCAACGAAGCAGCCGAAGACGUCAGCCACCCGAGCUGGACAGACUGGGAGAUUUACAAAACCACAAGCGCGGCAGCUUGAAGACAGCACAGAGAGAUGAGAGACAAAAUCAAGAGAAGCCUCAACGAGGACAACUAGCAGACGUGAGGAGCUGCAGCCAUUCCUGUGAACCACAGUUGCUGCCAGACCGGCGGAGUGGCCGUCAGCCACGUGAAUCAACAUUGCCAGUGUAUGAUCAAAGAAACCAUCGACCACAAGAUCAAGAGGCAGUGGCACAUGGAAGAAGCAGCCGUCAGCCACAUGAGCCAAAAGAAGCAGAUAAAGGAAGGCACAAUCAAAUGCAAAAGCCUGAAUUACUCAAAGAUGAGAGAAGCCGCAACCACCUACGUGAGCUGGAACAAAAAGAACUUGAAAGAAGCAGCCGCCAGCCGUGCAGGCCUGAAUACCUGGAUUCAGAAAGGCUGCAUCAGUCAUACCUCCAGGAACCGCUAGUAAUAGACCACAGAUACAAUAAUACAAGGAAGCUGGAAGAAGACUACUAUGAACAAGGGAAAACACAGAAGGAUAGGAGACCACGUGAAUCCAUGACGUAUGAAAGGACAAGAGAAGACACUGUGGCUGAAGCUGAAGCUGAUGUAGAGAUCCGACGUGUGAUACAAAACAGGGAGAGAGAAGAGGAAGCCAGGAGACCCCGUGAAUCAGUGAGGUAUGAACGGACACAGGAGGACAUUGAGGCUGAAGCUGAAGCAGAUGUGGAGAUUCGCCGUGUAACCCAAGAAAGGGACAGAGAAGAGGCCAGGAGACCUCGGGAAUUGGUGAGAUCUGUGAGGAUACGAGAGGAUAUUGUAGCUGAAGCCGAAGCCAAUGUGGAGAUCCGACGUGUAACCCGAGAAAGGGACAGAGAAGAGGGCAGGAGACCCCAUGAGUCGGUCAGGUAUGUGAAGACACGGGAGGAUAUCGCAGCUGAAGCUGAAGCCGAUGUGGAGAUCCGACGUAUAACAAGAACAAGGGACAGAGAAGAGGCCAGGAGACCCCGUGAAUCAGUGAGGUCUGAGCAGACACGGGAGGACAUUGAGGCUGAAGCCCAAGCAGAUGUGGAGAUCCAACGUGUGACCCGCGAACGGGACAGACAAGAGGCCAGGAGACCCCGUGAAACGGAGAGGUAUGUGAAGACAGGGGAGGACAUUGAGGCUGAAGCCCAAGCUGAUGUGGAGAUCCGCCGUGUGACCCGCGAACGGGAGAGAGAAGAGGCAAGGAGACCACGUGAGCCAGUGAGGUCUGAGCGAACACAGGAGGACUUUGAGGCUGAAGCUGAUGUGGAGAUCCAACGUGUAACACAAGAAAGGAACAGAGAAGAGGCCAGGAGACCCCGAGAAUCAGUGUGGUAUGAAAGGACACGGGAGGACAUUGAGGCUGAAGCUGAAGCAGAUGUGGAGAUCCGACGGGUGUCCCAGGAACACGGGAGACAAGACGACACGAGACCCCGUGAUUCAGGAAGGUACGUGAAAACACGGGAGGACAUCGUAGCUGAAGUGGAAGGAGAUGUGGAGAUCCGCCGUGUAUCCCGCGAAUGGGAGAGAGAAGAGGAAGCCAGGAGACCCCGUGAAUUGGUGAGAUCUGAGAGGACACGAGAGGAUAUUGUAGCUGAAGCUGAAGCUGAUGUACAGAUCCGCCGUGUGACCCAAGUAAGGGACAGAGAAGAGGCCAGGAGACCCCGUGAGUCGGAGAGGUAUGUGAAGACACGGGAGGACAUUGAGGCUGAAGCUGAAGCUGACGUGGAGAUCCAACGUGUAACCCAAGAAAGGGAGAGAGAAGAAGCCAGGAGACCCCGUGAUUUCGUGAGGUCUGAGAGGACACGAGAGGAUAUUGUAGCUGAAGCUGAAGCUGAUGUAGAGAUCCGCCGUGUGACCCAAGAAAGGGACAGAGAUGAGGCCAGGAGACCCCGUAAAAUGGUCAGGUAUGUGAAAACACAGGAGGACAUUGACGCUGAAGCUGAAGCCGAUGUAGAGAUCCGACGUGUAAUCCAAGAAAGGAACAGAGAAGAGGCCAGGAGACCCCGUGAAACGGUCAGGUAUGUGAAGACACGGGAGGACAUUGUGUCUGAAGCUGAAGCCGAUGUGGAGAUCCAACGUGUGACCCGAACAAGGGAGAGAGAAGAGGCAGGGAGACCACGUGAGCCAGUGAGGUCUGAGCGGACAAGGGAGGACAUUGAGGCUGAAGCCCAAGCUGAUGUAGAGAUCCGACGUGUGAUCCGCGAACGGGAGAGAAAAGAGGAGGCCAGGAGACCCCGUGAGCCAGUGAGGUAUGAACGGACACGGGAGGACAUUGUGGCUGAAGCUGAAGCAGAUGUGGAGAUCCGACGUGUAACCCGAACAAGGGACAGAGAAGAAGCCAGGAGACCCCGUGAAUCAGUGAGGUAUGAACGGACACGGGAGGACAUUGGGGCUGAAGCUGAAGCAGAUGUGGAGAUCCGACGUGUGACCCGAACAAGGGAGAGAGAAGAGGCAAGGAGACCCCGUGAAUCAGUGAGGUCUGAGAGGACACGAGAAGAUAUUGUAGCUGAAGCCCAAGCUGAUGUGGGGAUCCGACGUGUAACACAAGAAAGGAACAGAGAAGAGGCCAGGAGACCUCGUGAGACGGUGAGGUAUGUGAAGACGCGGGAGGACAUUGUAGCUGAAGCUGAAGCAGAUGUGGAGAUCCGACGGGUGUCCCAGGAACACGGGAGACAAGACGAUACGAGACCCCGUGAUUCAGGAAGGUACGUGAAAACACAGGAGGACAUCGUAGCUGAAGUGGAAGGAGAUGUGGAGAUCCGCCGUGUAUCCCGCGAACGGGAGAGAGAAGAGGAAGCCAGGAGACCUCGUGAAUUGGUGAGAUCUGAGAGGACACGAGAGGAUAUUGUAGCUGAAGCUGAAGCUGAUGUACAGAUCCGCCGCGUAACCCAAGUAAGGGACAGAGAAGAGGCCAGGAGACGCGGGGAAACAGCGAGGUAUGUGAAGACACGGGAGGACAUUGAGGCUGAAGCUGAAGCUGAUGUGGAGAUCCAACGUGUGACCCGUGAACGGGAGAGACAAAAGCAGGCCAGGAGACCCCGUGAAUCAGUGAGGUAUGAACGGACACGGGAGGACAUUGAGGCAGAAGCCCAAGCUGAUGUGGAGAUCCGACGUGUAACCCAAGAACGCGGGAGACAAGACGAUACUAGAACCCGUGAUUCAGGAAGGUACGUGAAGACACGGGAGGAGAUCGUAGCUGAAGCUGAAGCAGAUGUGGAGAUCCACCGUGAAUCCCGCGAACGGGAGAGAGAAGAGGAAGCCAGGAGACCUCGUGAAUCAGUGAGGUAUGAACGGACACGAGAGGACAUUGAGGCUGAAGUUGAAGCUGAUGUAGAGAUCCACCGUGUGACCCAAGAAAGGGACAGAGAGGAGGCCAGGAGACGCGGGGAAACAGCGAGGUAUGUGAAGACACGGGAGGACAUUGAGGCUGAAGCUGAAGCUGAUGUGGAGAUCCGACGUGUUACCCGCAAACGGGAGAGACAAGACGAGGCCCGGAGACCCCGUGAAUCAGUGAGGUAUGAACGGACACGGGAGGACAUUGAGGCUGAAGCUGAAGCUGAUGUGGAGAUCCGACGUGUGACCCAAGAAAGGGGCAGAGGAGAGGCCAGGAGACCCCAUGAAACGGCAAGGUACGUGAAGACACAGGAGGACAUUGUGGCUGAAGCUGAAGCCGAUGUGGAGAUCAGACGUGUGACCCGAAAAGGAGACGUAGUAGAGGAAGCCAGGAGACCCCGUGAAUCAGUGAGGUAUGAACGGACACAGGAGGAUAUUGUGGCUGAAGCUGAAGCUGAUGUGGAGAUCCAACGUGUGACCCAAGAAAGGGUGAGAGAAGAGGAGGCCAGGAGGCCACAAGAAUUAGCCAGGUUCCAGAGGACACAAGAGGACAUUGUGGCUGAAGCUGAAGCUGAUGUAGAGAUCCGCCACGUUUCCAGAGAACGGUUGCAUGAAGAAGAGGCCAGGAGACCACGUAAAUUGGUGACGUAUGCAAGGACUCAAGAGGAAACUGUGGCUGCAGCUGAAGUGGAGACCUGCCGUGAGGACGUAGAGAGGAGAGAUCGUCUGCAUAGACAUGAGGAACCUGUGGUGGAGAGGAGGACAGUACGGGCACAAGUGAGGGAAGAGGCCACUGUAAAGGAAAGGAGGCUUGAUCGUCAGCAGGACCUGGAAGUGGAGCAAAAUAGGUUCCCAGUACGCGAUGAUCAGGGAAGAAGGCAGGACAGAAGCCUCUACCAAACUGUGGACAUUGAUAGUAAAGACCUCAUCCCCCGUGGAGAAGUACCAUCUGUCACUGAUGUGAGGGUCCGCUAUAUUCCCUCUGACCCUGAUGUACACCCAGAGGUACAGACUGUCCCUGAGCCCUGUGAGCCUCAGACCAUCGCAUAUUUGAUCCAUGUUAUCCAGAACCUGAAUGAUCCCAAAGCUACCACAUAUGAGAUCAUCUGUCAGCAGUCCAAUGACUCAGAGCAGCCUGUCUAUGUAAGGAAAUGCUACGUUUCACCACAGCCACCAGCUGGGCCGUGCAAAGACAGCAGUGUCCUGGAGCCCGAACCGCAGCAUCUGCCAUCUUCCCAGGAAAAUGCAAGGGAGCUCAAGGAGCCUAGGAAAGGUGAGACUCGGGAAAGGUCUGCAACAGCGGUAAAGGAAGGGGCUCAGCAGGCUUCUGCCCCUGAGUUGGAUGGCUUGAAGGGUGACACCAGCCAGGCUGAGCCCAGGGAAGACAGGAGGGACCACCAGAGUCCCUGGGUGCAUGAUGUGGAAGAGAAGAAUCGUCAGCCAGAGGGUGAUGGACCAAAAGACACUGGAGAGGAAGUCUCACAGGAAGCCGAAUCCCAAGGAAACAAAGACAGGGAGGCCAAGAGCCAACCACCUCCAUCCCGGGCUCCAGAGCUGCAGGAAGCUCACAAGCAGGGCCAGCAAGCUGAAGAGGAGCCACAUCACCCAGUACCCCAAAAGGACGAAGCUGGCUGCUGCCACGAGGAUGCAGAGCUCCCCUCAGCAGAGAGGAGCCGCCAGACACGAGAAGAGGAAAACAGCAAAAGGAGCUCCCAGCAAGAGGGUACCACUCAGCCUCAACAUGAGGAGGAACACAGUCCCAUGGCCCCACAAGAACAAAGCCAUCCUACCGGGGAUGAGGCCAAGGCACCCUGA